AAUACUUGUCUGAAAAGACGCUGGUUUCGUUAUACGUGAGUGGAAUUACGAAAUAUUCGUAGUAUUUAUAAUACAUUACAAGUUAUAGCUGAGUAUCACAUUAAUGACAGUAUUUGUCAUUAUGUUGGUCUUUCAUUUCACUAGCUAAAUGUUGUUUUUUUAUUCAUGGCAACGCUUUGUUCAAAAACACAGUAACUAGCUAGCUAGCUAAGUAGUAACUAGUCGUGACUGUUUUGCGAACUGGGUAAGUUAAGGCAGUGGUGGCUAGCUGUAGUUGUUCAUAUUUGCCGUUUUCCGAUAGCUUCAGGAAAGAGUCACGGAUGCAUUUACUACAAUGUUUCUAGCAAAUUUCUUGCUACUUACACAUACUUUUAGCAUAUAGGUUUGGCAAGCCGUUUUAACAUUUAUUGACAUUUUGUAAAUAUAUUGGUACUAGCUAGCUAGUGUUAGCUAGCCUACAGUAUUGCCUACAGUGCUGUAUUGUUUAAGUAAAUUGUUUGCUGCUUUUUAAUGAGCAAACCAUACUGUAUAUCUUACAUGUAGCUACUCUUGUCUUUUUUAUCAUAUGGGUAUUUACAAAUGACUUAGGAUAUACUAGUUAAUGAGGUUAAUGUUCUCAUAACAUCUUGAGAACGUUGAGAUCCUCAAUUGUUACAAUACAAACCUUUUUGGAACCAAUAUAUUUAAGACGAGUUUGGACUGCUUUUAUUAAUUCAACUUUGUAGGAGUAAAGCAAACCUGCUUGAUGGUAGAGUACUACCUCGACUACUAAGAAGCAAGAAGGCUGCAGUCUGGGAAGGACUUUAAACAUAUGGACUUGCUUACUUAGUAUAGUUACAGUGUCCCUGUUUGACUUCCUCUCAUAGAAGGGUGAAAGAAGGCACACCAACACAUGGAAUGAGUGUAAACAUAUUUUCCCUUUCGGACAAACACUCAAACACCAUCAACCACAAAUAGACACUUAAAUUCCAAACCAUGGUGGAUAACCGCUUCGCUACAGCACUGGUGAUUGGCUCUGUUCUGAGUCUGCUGGCCACCGUUUACCUUUCUCUUGCCAUUGGAACACAACACUGGUACCAAUAUCGAAGUCCACCCGGCAGCCACGAGGCCAACAAUGCCACGGAGCUCAGCGAGGAGUUCAUAAACGCAGAGUUCGAUGAGAAGUCCUACAGUGACACGCUGUUCCGUCUUAACGGCACACUUGGGCUGUGGUGGAGAUGUGUGCAGGCGCCAGGCGUGUCACACUGGUUCAAAGAGCCUGACCCGGGGGCCCCCAGCGAGAAUGCUUUGCCCCCCAAAAAUAGUUUGGAUCCUAAGAUAGUAACGAGGUGCGUGAGCUUUACCCUGCACCAACAGUUUUUACCCAAGUACAGAGAACCAGGCAAUCAUAACACUGGGGAGGACAUGCUUCGAACAUACCUAUGGAGGUGCCAGUUCCUGCUACCUCUGGUGUCCCUGGCCCUAGUGUUCCUGAGCGGCCUCAUUGGUGUGUGCGCCUGCCUCUGCCGUAGCCUCACCCCCACCCUGGGUGUAGGGGUGCUCCACCUGCUGGCAGGUCUGUGUUCUCUGGGCACAGUGUGCUGCUUCUUGGCCGGAAUGGACCUGCUCCACCGGGUCUCGGUGCUGCCCGACGGCGUGGAUGACUCCCUGGGCUGGUCCCUCUACCUGGCCCUCAUCUCUUCGCCGUUGCAGAUGAUGGCGGCCGCGCUCUUCCUCUGGGCGGCCCGGAGCCACCGCCAGAAUUACACCCGUAUGAGUGCUUACCGGGUGGCUUAAAUAGACUUGAGUUUCUUUGCCACAUCAGGGUUGCGUUCAGUAAAACAGUAAUGUUUUGAAAUAUGCAGAUGAAACUUUAACUGUCUCAAAUACAAAAUGAGUUGGCUAGUUAUUAAGCUUUUCGCAUAUGGAAUGUGUUACUGAAUGUGACCCUUAUCUUAAACACAGUCUACACCGCAAUGCUCGUCAUUCUUGCUCUUAGAAGGCCUCUGUCUGUUAACAUAUAUCUUAGCACAGCCUUGGACUGAAUCGAAGGAAGAAUCUGGGUCACUUUCAUGAAGGUGCAACGUGGUGACCCAUUGCAGAUAGAAGUGUGAUACCUAGAGCUGACAUGAUUUACUAAUCUGCAUGCCAUGAGUAUCUGAUUGUUCCAACAUUGUGCCCUACUCUAUGCGUUUGAAGUUCUGUUGCACUGGGCUGGGACAAAAGUCUACAGGGGAUGGAUAACACUGACUUACAGUGGCCUGAUGAUUUGUUUAUGACUGCACCUGAUUGUGGCUGCUUUUACAGUGUUGACAGUCCUUCCAGUUAUCACAACUGGUUGACAGCUGUUAGUGACAACACCCCUCAGGUUGGCUUAAAGAAUGCCACCCAGAAUUACUUGGUGUGCAAAACCACCAAGCCACCCUAAGCACAACUGUACGACAGACGAAACUAGCCAAUAAAACCUCAAACGAGACAACACCUGUAUAAAUAUAGCCAGAGAGCCUAAUCACAGUCACAGGGAUUAGUUUGAUUUUAGGAAUAAUUUGUUCCCAACCCUCAUCAGUAACGACAACUGUUUGAUUAUGAAGAAAUUAUUUUUUUUUAUUUUCGUUUGUUUGUGUCUUUGGUUAUAGCUCAUGGUUAAGUCUCUGAGUGACUUGACUGAGUACCCCUUGUUAAAUAGUGUAGUGAUUAGAGACACGGACUACGGAACAACAGGUCCCGAUUUCGCCUCACAUCACUGAUAAAACAUAUUAUGCCUCAGGAUGUGUUCAGGACGGACAAAAGCUUUGCUAGCUACAACCUUCUGUAGCUACGUAAUUGGAAGCCUAAAAUAGAACAGUUCUGGUGGAUAUUAGGAUUUGUUCAGGAUAGACAAACACUUCGCUGUCUACACGAUUCUCUUGUCUUUUCUUGAAGAAAAAGACAGUUAUCGUCACCUAGCAGCUGGAUAUUAUGCCAGCAGUACUCACAUUUUAUUUAUCACAAUAAAAGCCAUUAUUGAAAUUUAGUCUCUGGAAAAAAAAUAGACAAGAAUAACAUUGGAACGGACAUUAACCAUAAAAUGUACAGACUAGAUUAACCAAAUUACCUUAUAUCUUUCAAUGAUGACUUUUAUUAUGACUUUUAGUUAGUGCAGCUAGCAUAAUAUCCUGCUGCUAGAAGAACGGUAAUGAAGCCUCAAAUGGCCAUCACUAUCGUCACCUAUAUUGAUAGAUACUGUAUCAAUGUCAUUCACGAAUGGCUAAUUAGCUGUUAAAACGGUCAGUGGCAAAAGAGGAUUUGUUCAGGAUAAACAAAAACGUCGCUGGCUGCAAUCUUCAAUAGCUAUGUUAUAUAGAAGACUAAAAUGAAACUGUUUACUGUUAUAUUGUGACUAUUUCUGGUGGAUUUUCUAAUUAUUUCUUAGGAUUUGUUCAGGAUAGACAAACACUUUGCUGACUAAACGUUACUCCCAUCUUUUCACUAAACGAAAAAGUCAGUUACUGUCACCUAUAUUGAUACAGUAGUUAUUGUAUCAAUGUUAUUCACGAAUGGCCAGUAAGCUGUUAAAAUGGCCAGUGGCAAAAGCCAUUAAGUUCAUAGAUGCUAUUUGUGGUGGAGGAAAACGUAAGAAAUUUUACCCAGUUUAACAUUGGUUAAUGGUGUCUAACAAAAUAUUCAAACUUGACAAGAUGUAAAUGCGUGACAAAAUUAUAUAAUGUCAAUAGGCUAUACCGACACCCGGCGGAUGUAUACCUUGGUGGCAUAGUGGUUAAAGGCACAGCCUUUCAUGCGGGUUCGAAUCUCGGGAGGGCAACAAUGAUCUAUGCUUUUUAUUGCGGGCUGGCUGAACUAGGCUUGCCUGGUUUCUUGUUUUAUUAUUGUCAAGUAAACAAUUGCAGUUAUUUUUGCCUUUUAUUGCCAUCACUACAAAUUAUGAAUGAUAUAUUUUUGCAUUACUGCAUGGAUAGAUGAUGAUAGCCUUUUACUGUGGGUUUUCCUGAAAUAAAUGGUUUGUUUUUUGUGCUUUUGUUUUUUAUAAUGUUAUCUGUAUUACAUGAUUAUUGAAGUGAUUUGACCCUUUUGCCUACAUAGUCUCUUAAUUUAAUCUGAUGAGAUUGUUUGGUGUAAUUCUGUGGUAUAGAUGUUAAUUGAAUGUUGCCUAUUGGAAUGUAACCACUUAUUUGCCCUUGUCAUCCAUAUUUAUUGACUUUUUGUAUUUCAGUGUGUUGAUUUCAUGCCACCCUAGCAAACAGGGAAUGUUCUAGGAACAUCAAGGGGACCAUGACGCAGCCUCCUGACGUUCCAGGGACAUCCAAACAGGGAAUGUUCUAGGAACAUCAAGGGGACCAUGACACAGCCUCCUGACGUUCCAGGGACAUCCAAACAGGGAAUGUUGUAGGAACAUCAAGGGCACCAUGACACAGCCUCCUGAGGUUCCAGGGACAUCCAAACAGGGAAUGUUGUAUGAACAUCAAGGGCACCAUGAAACAGCCUCCUGAUGUUCCAGGGACAUCCAAAUUACUUUUCUGUUUGCAGGCACUAUAGUUAACCAUUGGUUUGAUUUCCUUAUUUAUGUUCUUGAGCAUUUAUUUUUGUUAAGAUGAAGUUUUUUUUCUAUUACUUAGGCUUUCUGCAGUGUUUUGGGGCUUUAAUCAAUCCAUAUUUAAAGGCAAUGUUCCUCUGUUAGGACAAACUAUGUUCAUGGGAAAGACUGAAUGUGUCGUCUCAAAUGGAAAAUACCUUUAAAUGUAUAUUGUGCCAUUAAUACUGUAAUGCUUUAUUGACUCAUAUGAAAUGGAGCCCUAAAGACUGGACUGUUUAAAACUACCAAUGACAAGACACCUGGCACUAACUACAAGUGAGUUUGGUAAAUUAUUACCUUGCACUUAACAAACAUGGUUUACUGGGACACUUAUUUUCUGAAGUGUGUCCAAAUGUGUUUAAACACCUUGUGGCUUUUGUAUGUGUUUUUAUAUGUGACUAUACCCAAAGCUCACCAAGCAUAGCUGUUAUCAUCUAAAUAAAGUUCACGAAUGCUGGACAUGU
Molecule: messenger RNA, 5013 nt
Organism: Esox lucius (northern pike)
Lineage: Eukaryota; Metazoa; Chordata; Actinopteri; Esociformes; Esocidae
Product: claudin domain-containing protein 1
Exons: 5
Coding region: 976-1776 (266 amino acids)
Cellular component (GO): membrane
Source: RefSeq, a predicted model, not a curated record